This is a messenger RNA of Monodelphis domestica (gray short-tailed opossum), 2648 nucleotides long. It is a transcript of the gene SNX15, whose product is annotated as sorting nexin 15. Lineage: Eukaryota; Metazoa; Chordata; Mammalia; Didelphimorphia; Didelphidae. The record is from RefSeq and is a predicted model, not a curated record. Gene Ontology annotation, molecular function: phosphatidylinositol binding.
CUGAAAGUGGCUCUGGAGCCCAGUUGGAAGGGUGCUAGGCCCUCACAGAGGAAGAGCUAUUCAGUCAUGGGGAAGACCAAUGAGAAAGCCUGGAAGUGGAAGAUGGAGGGAUGUGAGUGAGGAACAGGGAGAGGGGUCAGCUGGCUGGGUGGGGCUGCCCCAGCCUGCGAGCACUAGCCAGGGAGGGUGGCUGAGGAGCUCCUGGGAGUCUGCCCUCUGGGUCCCUGGCACUAAGGAGCUCACUCUCCCCUGGCUGCCCCUGUGCCUUUUCCCAGGCUCAGCCCACAUCAAACCAGAGGAGGCUGGGGAGAUACUGGAGGUGGGAGAGAACUUGGAGCAGCUGGGCACCAUCUCUCCCCACCCCAGGAACUCAGAAGGAAAUUGGAACUGAAGAAAGCUUUGGAGAUGAAGCUGCAUGGAGGAACUCUGAAUAACUGGCUGGGUCAGUGACACCCAAGCACGAUCCCUGCAACAGUAUGGGCAGUGCCCCAGAGGCGGGCACCUUGAUUAAAAAGGUGGUGACGCCCAGCUCAGCCAGUGCCAGGAAGGGGCACAGCUCCAGCCUCCUGAAAAGAACAAAAAGUCCCCAGUCUGGUGUGGGGGUGGGGGAACCCAAGGUAAGGUCCCUCAGGUCAGUCUCCUCUGCAUUAGUCAAAGAGUAUCUGAUGAACUACAAAACUCUACAAGAUGUCAUUUUGUCCUCACGAAGGACCCCGAUUUACAGAUGAGGAAACUGAGGCAGGGAGCGCUGGGCCACGAAGAGAUGCAGACAGGAGACAUUUCGAGGAGGCUGUUGCCCACCCCGCCCAGGGACCUGCUCGACCCCAGAGGGGUCCAUUUCAGCUCUGAGUCUUGUCAGUUACUUGGCUUGGGGCCUGGCAUGCAGUAGGCGCUUAAUAAGUGCCUGUUGCCUAGAAUUCAGGUCCAAUCCUCCCCCUUCCCGAGGUCUUCCACUGGCUUCAGGGGCCAUCCUUUUCCAUCUGUGGAGUAGCUCAUUCUGCGCUUUCCCGAAGAACAAGGAGUUUUAGGACGGUCCCCGCACUAUCUCCAGUUGGGAGGAAGAGUCGGAGAACCUCGCACACGUCCAUGCGCAUGCGCACAAAAGGCACCACCCGUCGGAGUCUGGACCGGAGGGGAGGGGACAGCGUGGAGGGGGAGGCCUGUGGCCGGGCCGAGGCGCCGGGGUCCGUUGGGCUCCGGCUCCCUCGGGGAUGUCCCGCAAGGCUAAGGAUGACUUCCGGCGGCUGUACACUGUGUCGGACACGCGGAUCCACCCUAAAGGAUACACGGAGUACAAAGUCACCGCGCAGUUCAUCUCAAAGACAAACCAAGAAGAUGUCCAGGAGGUGGUCAUCUGGAAACGUUACAGUGACUUCCGCCGCCUACAUGGGGAUCUGGCCUAUACCCACCGCAAUCUGUUCCGUCGCCUGGAGGAAUUUCCAGCCUUUCCCAGGGCCCAGGUCUUUGGCCGCUUCGAGGCCUCGGUGAUCGAGGAGCGGCGGAAGGCAGCGGAGGACAUGCUUCGCUUCACUGUCAACAUUCCUGCCCUGAACAACAGCCCUCAGCUCAAGGAAUUCUUCCGAGGUGGGGACGUGACCCGACCCUUAGAGCCCAGUGACCUGCAUGUCCUGCCGCCUCCCCUGGUCCCCACACCACCCCCAGAAGAACCCCGACUCCCCCAGCCUCUCCCGGCAGAGCGCCUGGGCCUGGAAGAGACUGAGGAUGAAAAUGAGAAGCCAGGGGACCAGCCUCCCUCCAGCCCUGCCCAAGAGGCCCUCGACCUACUGUUUGACUGUGGGGCUCCCGAGGAGGACACGGCCCCCCAGGCCCAAGGACCACUCACUGAGGCGGAGCUGGCCCUCUUCGACCCAUUCUCCAAAGAAGGGGCGGGACCCAGCCCCACCCACAUAGCUGACCUGGCAGCCCUGGGGGCAGAGCCCCAGACCAGGGGGCAGACGUCCUGGGAGCCAGGGGGGGGUGAAGAGGAGGAGGAGGAGGAAGAGGGCCCCCGCCCAGCCUACCUGGAUCGAGCUACAGAACUCAUCACCCAAGCCCUGAAGGACGAGCAAGCGGGCGCCUAUGCCUCAGCCCUGCAGGGAUACCGGGACGGAGUGGAUGUCCUCCUCCAGGGGGUGCCGGGUGACCCCAACAGUGCUCGCCAAGAAGGGGUGAAGAGGAAGGUGGCGGAGUACCUGCGGCGGGCUGAGGAGAUCCUGCGUCUCCACCUCCAGCCGUGACCAGCCUGCCUCCCCGGGGUGUCCUGAGGGACAGGCCGGUGGGUGGGGCGUGGACAUGGCCAGGGUGUAGCCGAGGUGACAGUGGCGGGGUUGUUGACCAGCCCCCCACACCCACACAACUGCCAAUUUGAUGUUCCCCAAGUGUCCUUGGACCACUGCACUGCCCCGCCCGGCCCUGAGGCCCGCCACAAUGGCCCACCUGCCCUUUCUUGUGCAAUACCUUCCUUCAUCUCCCACCUUUGCCCGGGCUGCACCCCAUGCCAGGAAUGCCUUCCCUCCUCACUGUCUCCCUGGAAGUGAGUGAAUGAAUGCUUUUCUGUGCAUACUGGGUUCCCUAGGAAAGUGUAAGCCCCUGAAGGGCCGCGGCGCCCAGCCCAUUCACAGGCCCUUAAUAAACAUUUGCUGAAUGCA